CAGUUUAUUUCUAAAGCUCAUUUAAAAACAGCAACAAGGCUGACCAAAGUGCUGUACAAUACAAAAAUAAAAAGACCAAAGGAUAACAUAAAAAGAAGCAGAGAAGAACAAAACAAGACAUUACAAUGUAUCUGAGAACAGAUAUGUUUUAAGACUAGAUUUGAAUGCAGAUAAGGUAGAAGCAACCCUUAUGUGAUUUGGAAGGGUGUUCCAUAAAGUGGGGUCCAGCCACAGCAAAAGCUCUGUUACUUUAAGUGAGUUCUUGGAUUUUGGAGCAAGUUUUGAUCUUCAGAUCUUAGGCUUCUAGGGGUAGAGUAAAUUAGAUAGAUAGCUCGGUGUUUGAUUAUGUAAAGAUUUAUAGACAGGUAAUAGGAUCUUAAACUCAAUUCUAAAUUGAACUCACAACCAUUGCAGGUAUUUCAGAAGAGGAGUGAUAUGCGAGAUUUUUUUACAUCCUUUCAGAAAUCACGCUGAUGCAUUUUGAACCACUUGUAAACAAGAAAUUUGAGACUUUAAAAUACUGUAAUAAGAGUUGCAAUAGUCCAGCCCAGUUGAAAUAAAACCAUGGAUUACAACUUCCAAAGACUUCUCAGAUAGAAACAGCUUAAUUUUAGCAAGUAAGUGGAGAUCAAAGAAACUAGAACCAAUCACAGAACUAAUGUUUAUUAUACUUAAGAGAAAUGUCAAACUCCACACAUUUCCUCACAUAAGGAGAAACAAAAGGUUGUAGAUAUAUCCAAGAGAGGCCAAAACAAUAACCUCUGUUUUAUCUGCAUUCAAAAAAAAAAAAAAACAUGUUUUUACAAAGCCAACAUUUAACCUCAUCCAAACAGGCAAACAGGAAAUUUAAAGCAAUAUGAUUAUUCCGAGCCACAGGCAGGUAGAUUUGCGACUCAUCAGCGUAGCAAUUAAAAGAAACCCCAUGUUUCCUAAAGAUGGAACCCAGGGGAAGCAUAUUGUGAAAAAAGAGCUGGUGAUAAGACAGAACCCUGUGGCACUCCACAAGACUGAGAAUUUUCUGUUAGUUAAAAAACACUUAAGCUAUUUAUACUGUUCCUCCCAAGCCCACACAAGAUAUUAAUCUGGAGAUAAGAAUCUUGUGAUCAGGUCUAACUUAACUAAAAUAACAGAGUUACCGAAAUCUGUAGCAAUUAAAAUAUCUUAAAAGGGCAGUUUCAGUUCUAUGUCAUGACUUAAACCCAGAUUGAAAUUCUUCAAAAAUUUGAUGAUCACUUUUACAACACCUUAGAAAUAAAAGGUAAGGCAGAUAUAAGAAAAAUGUUUGCUACAGUUGCAUCGAGUGAAGUUUUUUUUUAGCACAGGUGUAACAGUGGAUAAUUUCAGUCUAUCUGGGACAGACCCAGUUUGCAAACUUUUAUUUAUAAAUGACACCAACACCAGACCCAUGCAGUCCACUAUAUGUUUUAAGUAUCGAGGAUAGAUUACAUCGUUCGGACAUAAGGAAUGUUUAAGGUUUGAAAUUAUUUUUUGAGUAAUUGUAAGGAAACAACAUCAAAAGUAGACCAAGAGGCUGACACUGAAUUCAUAACAGAAAACAAUAUUUUCAGAGUACAAUAGUGUUUAGUAAUCAAAUUUGAAAAGUAAGUAGCCAUAGCUUUCUUGACAGCUCUUUCAUACGUAGACAUCAGUUAAAAUUUCAUAGGAGAUUUGUAAUUUGUCUUUUUUCCAUUUUCUUUCAUGCAUGUUUGUCUCAAAGUGCGAAUAUUUUGACUAAGCCAAGGUUCUGACUUGGGUUUUGAAUGGAAGUGUAUAUUUAAUUAUUAUAAAAUAAUAAAAUGAGUAACUAGCAAUGACCAAGAACCACCUUACCAAGCAUCUAGGUCUUACACACCUUAGCAACUGCAUAGAAGUACACUGGCAACCAAUCGUGGUGAAAACAAGCACUUUCGUCAAAAAAAUGGGAAAAUCUGCUUAUAACUUGUGAAAAAAUUCCCAUUCUCUCUUCCCUCAUUCUUUUUCUUGUAAUUUUUCCUUCUGUUUUAUUGUGCCCUCACUUCUCCAGUAGCCCGUGGUGAAAAUUACAUUGUAUUGCAUCCUCUCAGGCCUGUCCCCCCUCUCUCUUUCUCUCUCUCUCUCUCUCUCUCUCUCUCUCGGCCUCUCACAGCUCUCGUUCAGUCAACAGACUGUAAAGAAUAAAUAAUAAAAAAGUAUUGAUUAUUUUGAUGACUUCACAAUUCAAUUAGGUAUUAAUUUUGCCCUCCACUGGACCUAUCAGGCAGCUCAAAGGGGAGAGAAGGGAUGGGAGGAGGGAGGGAUAGAUGGAUGUUGUGUCUUAAAUGAAUGCAGCGUUAGAGCGGCGUUCUGAGAUAGAGGGGCACAUCGAUGCGUCGGUGAGUCGCUUGUGCAUAAGUGCACUGAGAAAAACUCCAGUGAAGCGAUGACAAGAGACAUUGUUGCAAAGCAUAUGAGUAUUGACCAAGCAAGCCGUACCACGAAUGACAGCCUAAACUAUUCCUAUUGAUUAACAUUUUCAUAGAUUAUCAUGUGUCAUAUCAAACUCUCAUGCACUCCAUCUGAUAAGCACAUUAACAGAGGCCCCACGGGCUGCCAUUCAUCGACCCUCCUGAGGACGAGAAGAGGUGGGGCAGAAUUAAGGGGGGCAGAAGCCCCGUGAUGGCUCUUGAUUUCCUCCUUUCCCUGCGAGGCUCGAUCCAAACUGGUCAUCUGGCCCCCCAUCUCAGACUCAUUUGGGCAGAAACGACUCUAUAAAUAAGGGAGCUUGAAAAGAGAAAAGCUGCUUUUUUUGCCCUCCCCAUGUCUACACAUUUGUUUGUGCGUCUCACCAUCAGAAGGUGUGGGGGGAGGUACUUCUGAAGCGCACGAGAGAGAGAGAGCGCGAGAGAGAGAGAGUGGAGGUGACAUCUCGAGCAAGUCUCCAGAGGCAAUCCCAGGCUUGCACCAGCAGUGCUCACUUGAUGUAUCUGCGUUAUCCACACUGGUUUUUGGGCUUUGUGACAAGCAUGCACUGACUGAUCUCACACCACACUCUGGCAUGCUCUAACUGCUCUUGGAUUUUAGCAAAGUAAGAUUUUUGGAGCGUAAAAAUUCAACUGUUUUUCUCUUUAAUCUGGAAGCACCUUUCUGAGCUCUUCAGCACUACAACCAGCAGCAACAGCCAGAGUACCGUCAGAAAAAAAGAGAGAGAGAGCAAGCACUACCAUUGAGAGUGUUAGAAGAGGUGGAUCCGAUGAUCACAGGGCAGCUGAGCAAACCGCUGCUCCCCCUGCGUGCCGAUAUGGACGCCUGCGAGCUGCGGGAUGACGACAAAGCGGCCAGCCCGGACAGCGAGCUCAACGAGGAGCCCUUGCUGCUGUCAGCUGACACAGACUCGGAAGAGAAGAUGUAUGGUGGUCGAGUUGGUUCAGUUCAGUCUGAUGCUAGCAGCAGUCCCACAGAACAUGGUCAUAUGGGUCAAUCUCACCCCACGUACCCUCUAGGACCACAGUCUCUACUAGUUGCUCAGCAGCUGGCGUCGGCGGUUAGUGGAGUGAUGUCCGGUGGAGCUCCGGGUCUGAACCAACCCAUUCUCAUCCCCUUUAACGCUGGUGGGCAUCUGGGUGGACAGCAGGGCCUGGUUCUCUCUCUGCCCACUGCUGCCAACAUACAGGGCCUGGUGGCGGCCGCUGCUGCUGGUGGCAUCAUGACACUCCCCCUACAGAAUCUGCAAGCUACCUCAUCCCUAAACUCUCAGCUCCAGCAUCUCCAACAGCUCCAACAGCUACAGCAUCACCAGCAACAGCAUCAUCAUCAUCAACAGCAGCAGCAGCAACAACAACAACAACAACAACAGCGAGAACGAGAGCAGCGUGAAAGGGACCAACAACAACGAGAACGGGAGCAGCACCAACAUCUCUGCGGCCCAGCACAUCUCCAGCCACCCAGCCAUCAUCAGCUCACUCCUCCGAUCCAAUCACAAGUGUCUGGACCUUCUCCAGGCUCAGCCUCCACCUGUACCUCCUCUAAUCAUAGCUCAGCUCAGCCUCCCCAGUCUCCGCCCCCUCACAGGCAAAACCAUUCACCAGCUCGCAGCUUGCCAUCACCUGUCACGCCUCCUCUACCACUACAGCUCAACCCUCUGGCCAGUCAGGCAGCGGUUGCCGCGGCAGCAGCGAUGGGUUCAAUUGCUGGGUCACAGGUGUUUGGUAAUGCUCUCUCCAGCCUGCAGGGGGUCACUGGACAACUCGUCACCAAUGCACAAGGACAGAUCAUUGGUACGAUCCCUCUGAUGCCAAACUCUGUAGGACCUUCCAGCCAAUCAGGGGGCGGCACUCCCUCCCUGCAGGUCCAGCCAAUCACACCACAGCUGCUGACCAAUGCACAGGGUCAGAUUAUAGCCACUGUGAUUGGCAACCAGAUCCUGCCAGUGAUCAACACCCAGGGAAUCACACUGUCACCCAUUAAACCUGGGCAGCAGCUGCCACAGGCCGGCCAGACUUCACAGGCUCCUCCAGUUUCUCAGCCAAGUCUGCUCCGUAUGCCCCACAGCCAGAGCCCCCUCCGCCAGGCCUCUUCCUCCUCCUCAACAUCAUCAUCCUCAUCCUCGGCCCUCAGCGUUGGCCAGCUAGUCAGCAACCCUCAGACUGCACCCAGUGAGGUGGAUGGUGUAAACCUGGAGGAGAUUCGAGAAUUCGCCAAAGCGUUUAAAAUUCGCCGGCUGUCUCUGGGUCUGACUCAAACUCAGGUGGGCCAGGCCCUCAGUGCAACUGAAGGCCCUGCCUACAGCCAGUCUGCCAUCUGCAGACACACCAUCCUGAGAAGCCACUUUUUCCUACCACAGGAAGCCCAAGAGAACACUAUAGCUAGCAGUCUGACAGGCAAACUGAACCCUGGCCUUUUAUAUCCUGCCAGGUUCGAGAAGUUGGACAUCACCCCAAAAAGCGCCCAGAAGAUUAAGCCCGUGCUGGAGCGCUGGAUGGCCGAGGCGGAAGCCCGCCAUCGCUCCGGUAUGCAGAACCUGACCGAGUUUAUCGGCAGCGAGCCCUCCAAAAAGCGCAAACGGCGGACCUCUUUCACGCCACAGGCUCUGGAAAUCCUCAACAGUCACUUCGAGAAGAAUACUCACCCCUCCGGUCAGGAGAUGACCGAAAUUGCUGAGAAACUGAACUAUGAUCGUGAGGUGGUGCGCGUCUGGUUCUGCAAUAAGAGGCAAGCGUUGAAAAACACUAUUAAGAGGCUGAAACAGCCUGAGCUCGGGCCGGUCGCACCGAUGGACCCUCUGGUCGAUAAUAUGGAGGAACAUCCUUAGCUCGACAUGCACCGAUGCCGAAACUUCUGACGUUGUGGACUUAAACCUGGACAAUUUGUAUCCGAUGCAUUAUCGACUAGAUGAACUGUUGACAAAGGCAAAAAGAAAUAUUGUCAGUGUUAUCAUCACAAAAGCAAAAACCAAAAAAGUCAAGAAAAAAGAGAGUUAAAGUACUGAUUCAUAAGCAGUUUGUGAGGAGUUAAGAACAAGGAUCGUGUUUAAAUCAAGGAUGGCGAA
Messenger RNA from Megalobrama amblycephala (Wuchang bream), 5503 nucleotides. It is a transcript of the gene pou6f2, whose product is annotated as POU class 6 homeobox 2. NCBI's taxonomy places the organism in Eukaryota, Metazoa, Chordata, Actinopteri, Cypriniformes, Xenocyprididae. The transcript is spliced from 11 exons. Gene Ontology annotation, molecular function: DNA-binding transcription factor activity, RNA polymerase II-specific; RNA polymerase II cis-regulatory region sequence-specific DNA binding. Gene Ontology annotation, biological process: regulation of transcription by RNA polymerase II. The record is from RefSeq and is a predicted model, not a curated record. Bases 3209 to 5266 code for a protein of 685 amino acids.